GGAGAGGGAAUAAGAGCUGAAGCCAGAAGUAGUCAAGAUUGUAAUGUCCUUGAGACUCACCAGCGAAUGGACAAAAUAUUACUGAAGAGAAUAGGAUCUUUCUCCUCAUAUGAUCCAACGAUUCAGUGUUCAGUGAGCAGCUCGCAGCGGACGCUUCAUCAGUGAAGCAAAUGUAAACUGUACUCUGGAUCAGGAUGGAGGCCUGGUAUGGAUGAAAAAAUGCUGCUGUGUGUCUUACAGCAUAUCUUGUGCAUUCUCCUCCUGUUACACUUCGUGGAAACUCAGCAUCCCCUUCAAGCCAACAUCACACUUGUGUUUGACAGCUCGGACCGAGCAGACCGCUUAUGCAGCUGCAGCUGUGCGACAGCGGUGCGCAGUUGCGAUGAAGCUCUUGCCAAUCUGAUGUGCAGCUGUGGCACUGUGUGGCGCUCAGCUCUGUCGCCUGGCACCCUGGAGGCGGAGACACUGACAGUGUGGGUGUGGCAGCCCUGGGUGCUGAGGGAGCUGCUGAACGGCAGCAGGGUUCCAGAGCUGCAGCUGUCUCUGUGUAGCCCUGUCUCAGUUCUUGAACCCUCUCAGUAUCUCACUAUUGUGGGCCUGAGGAAGCUUCAGAUCUCCAAUAAUGGAGUGCUACAGCACAAAGGAGAAAGAGUCCUGAACAUCGGACUGAACACGCAAGAUGGGAAUCUCAGAGUUGCAUUUUUAGAUUUGUGGUCACUGAACAAUCAUUUGAAGGCCUACAGUGUCAUUGGACCACCACUGCAGAUGCUUCUGCAGCAUUUUCCUUCCCUUCAGCAAGCCAGUAUAAAGAUUACUGAGAUAGAAGAGAUCCAUAAGCCAUCUAUCCUCACUUUUAUUUAUUAAAUUGAAUCUUGGAAUAAACAGAGCCUCAAGAACCAAUCAAGUUUUAUUCAGCUAAAGAACAUUGAGGAAGAGCUUCUUUCUAUACUGGACUAAUAAUAUUAUCAUGCCUGUCCAAUCAUAUUCCCUACAAACCUAUAAGGGCAUUAUGAGUAUUUUGUUUCCUCUGGGGUAUAUUUGCACAUGAGCCCAUUGCAGUGCAAUUUGGGAUUUGAUGAGUGCCCUGGAUAUUUCUUCACUUAUUUCCUCAGGCAUGGCUACAAAUCCGAAAUCCCCCCAUACCAUGCACCUUUUAGUGAACAGUGUGUGGUUUCAGACAUGUGAGAGUUUACUAUAAAGGAGCAUUUCCUCCAUUUUUAGAUUUUCUACCAACACUGCAAAAAAAAAAGGGCACUCAGAAUCACUUCCUUUUUCCUUUGAGGCUGUACAUUCAUAUAAGCACCAUUGGCAUUUUCUUGGCAGUAAUUAAUUACUGAAACAUUUGCAAUUAAGCCUUAAAUUCAUUCAGUUAUCAAGAACUUAUUCAGUUCCAAAGGUCAUGGAGUCAUAAUCAGAACUGCUUAUUUUCUUAAUUUGAACCAGAUAUAUACAUUCUUUUGAACUGCAGAUGUAAGAAAUGAUGUAGAAUCUUUAUUCCUGUGCGUCAUGAUAAGUAUAUUAUCAUACUAGCAUUGCAGAGUUUAGCAAUCAGUUAAACAUAAAACAUU
This is a messenger RNA of Neoarius graeffei (lesser salmon catfish), 1568 nucleotides long. RefSeq lists its product as uncharacterized. The record is from RefSeq and is a predicted model, not a curated record. The transcript is spliced from 3 exons. The coding region runs from base 208 to 864 and encodes 218 amino acids. NCBI's taxonomy places the organism in Eukaryota, Metazoa, Chordata, Actinopteri, Siluriformes, Ariidae.